GGAAGUGUGAACAGGGAGCAGGUUACCUGGUUCACAAUCUACCAGCCAUCGAGAGGGCAACUGGAAGGUCAGCUGUAGACUUUCCGUUUCUCAACGUGACCCCUUCCUCCACAAGAAAAGAAACAAACACUUGAAACGAAAACGAGAUUUGUUUGGUUGGAGCAGGAUCUUCUCCACAGGAAUUGGCAGCAGGGAAAAGGAAGAAAGUAGUGCUUGAAGGAUUUACUGGACGGACAAAGCAUUGUCCUUCAUUUUGGCACUUCUGUAGAAACAAGGAAUCAUGAUUUCCUGGCUGCUCCUGUGCUCUUUGCUGUCGAAAUCCUCUGCCAGCCUCCUGGAAGAUGAUACGGAACUGAAGAAGGGGAGGAACAGGAAGAGGUCCAAUUCGUCCAUCCCCAUUCACUUGUCUCCCGGCCAAGAGAGAAGCAUGGAAAUAGACAAUUCAGUUCAUAGCACAAACAAUGUUAGCACGGUGGCAUCCAAGGUCCCCAUCUCGGAGUCCACUAUACUGGAUGAUCAGCUGAAUCAUGUGGUUGGGAAAGGUCAGAAUGGCAUCCAGAGUCAACAUGAACCAUUGGACAGCGAUGUUGCAAAGGAGAUCAGGUACCUCGACGAGGUUUUGGAAGCCAACUGCUGCGACUCCGUUCUGGAAAAUGGAUCCAAUGUGCCAGCUUCUCCUGAGCCGACCGCAGUUAUUGCAGAUGGGCAACGUCCACCCAUUUCCACGAGGCUUGACACUCCAGUCUCGCCCGACAAUGCCGUUGUAACCAUCGCGAGACCGGGUUCCCCUCUCAUGCAGCAGCAGGAAAUUGGUGGCGUGAAGACAGGCGAGAUCAAUUUGAACGGCCAUUCCAUGGGGAGCACCGUGACAGAACCACUUGCCGAUCAGAAGAGUGUGGGAAGGGAGCAGCAGCAGGAGGUGGUGUCACCUUGCAGGAAGUCCUUAAAGGAUAACGAAGCAACCAUCAUCCCUCUGAAGAAAGAGGCCAAGUUUGAGCUCCGGGCCUAUCAUGAAGACAAGAAACCCGCCAAGCUUUUUGUGGAUGAUGACAAAAAUGAAUCCUACAGGAUUAAGAAGACCCGAGCUUCUGGUGAAAUAGCUGAACUUGAAAAGGCAAGACUAGAAGUUAUUAAAAGCCAGGUGGUCAAGAAAAAUCCCAGUAUUGCAGAGAAAUGGAAGCCACCACAAGAGAAGUCCAUUGAGGAGCAGUUGGACCCAGAUAAGCUGGAAUCGCACAAAAAAUAUGCGGAACGCAAACAGAAGAAACAGAGCGGGGGCCUCUCCCCAGUUUCUCCAAGGCAGAAAGCCCACAUGUUUGUAACACCCGACCCCAUCAUUAUAAACAGGGAAGAUGUUGUCACAGAGCAGAUAGAUUUUUCCGCAGCGAGGCAGCAGUUUUUAAAGAUGGAGACCAAGUCAGAAGCCUCAGCUCAACAUGGCCAAAAGAGGCCUAUUGCCACCAAAGGGGUCUCCUUAAGGCCAGGGACAAGGACGGCAGACACAACAGUGAAAGGCAGCGGUGCGGCUGUGGUCAGGGUGACUGCGCCGGCCGAAGCUCUUGGGCAGACAGUGCAAAUCGGGGCCAGUGAGGUGUCUGUCGGGAAAGCGUCCGAACUGAGCAUGAAGGCUCCUGAAGGGGAGCGGGGAGCUGCAAUCCAGAGGACUACACCAACACCGCAAGAUAAUCAGCAGCAGGAGGAAGUGAUUAGUGUGGCACCCCUUCGACAGGCCUCCCCUGACCAAUUUAUCAGCAACGCCACAAAACACCAGAUGGUCAGCAAGGUCUUUGUGGAUGAUGAAGGGUUUACCCAGGUCCGGGCUGUUUUGACAAUGCUCAAUGAAGAUGGCGACAGCGAUGUUUCAGACCAGUAUUUAAAAUGUGUCGGUCUCCCUGCAACUGCAGAAGAGCUGGAUUCUGGCUUGGACGAGCUGUCCCUACGAUCACAGGACACCACUGUGAUGGAGACUCUCUCCAACGACUUCAGUAUUGAUAAUGUGAGUGACAGUGGUGCCUCCAAUGAGACCAUGAACGUUUCCUUGGACUAUUCACUGGGUGGAUCUCAGGAGUUCUCCCAUCCACAGACACCCCAGGCAACAACACCCAUUGACAGAGAAAGCUCUCUCAAGGGGGAGUUAACCUCGAGCCCGCUCAGUGAUGGUGAGCCAGACCAGUAUCGGGGGCCAUUGGACGCAGACCGAGAGCUGCAGUACCGAGCAGAGAUGUUGGUGCAGAAUGCCAUUCAGCUGGCAUUGGCACAACAGAGCCACUUGGGUGGGGCAGGAGCAGGCGAAGGUCACCUGACAGCGCCACCACAGCCCACGGGGGUGUUGGGUGAGCCAGUGCCCGUCGACCCUUCAGGGGAUGCCCUUUCGAAAUCGUGGACAGCAAAGUCUGAGCCAUCACAGGCCCCAGCGCCAUUAGCACAGGAGCGGAGGCCCUCGCUGCCGAGGAGUCCAGCGGGGUCUGUAAAGUGUAGCACUGUGGACGUCCCCCAGGCCAGCUCGCCACCUUCCCUGUACAAGCCCGAGUUCAGCCCCUUCAGUGACAGUGCCAGUUACCUGGAACCAACAGACUACUCGCGAGACAAUGUCUUUGUCAGCCAUUCUCAGGAGCCUGAGGUCAUCGCUCAAACCGGGCCUUUUAAGCUGCGCACCCGCAGACAGAAGACUCUGUCGAUGAUCGAGCAGGAGAUCCGGGCAGCCCAAGAUCGGGAGGAGGAACUGCGGCGCCAGAGGGAGGCCCUCAGGACUGUUCAAAGACCCACCAGAGCCAAACAGCCCACGCUACCCCAGGCCUGUUCCUUCAGAACAACAGCUCCCGGGAAAAUUGAGAAGUCUGGUCCAAUGUCACCCUCAACUGAGAGCCCAAUACCACCUCCGCAGCCGGAAUGCACACCUACAGAACAGGAGCCUUCUGGACCAGGUCGUUCUCGGGGCCUGAUGGAGACGUUGCUAGAAGACUUUGAGACGCAGAAGGUUAAACGGAGGGAGAGGCGGGACGAACCUAAUGUGCUUGAAGCUACCAGGGUGACCCGUCGAAAGAGUGCUAUGGCUCUGCGCUGGGAGGCUGGUAUAUACGCCAACCAUGAAGAGCAGCAGUAGUCCUUUACAUCAUCACACAAGGGAAAAGGAUCAAGAAUAACUUGUAUUCGUUUUAUUGUUAUUGUUGCUGAAGGACCGAUACAGUGCAGCACAUUUAUUCAUUUCCAAAGCCACAUGCUCUGCUGAAAGAUAUAGUGGUUACAUUUCCAAAGAGAAUGAAAUGAACUUGGAGCCACUGAGGUUUCAGAUUCAACCCAGAUACUGCAAAAGGAAGGAUUCCCUGACAGUGACUGCAAAAUGUGAAGAGCCAAUUGCUUGUAUAUGUAUAAAUACAGUUAGUAUCCCUGAAUCUUUUUCUGCACAGGCUGUGUUUGAUUCACAGUUAAACAGGCUUCCAGUGCUGUUAGCCUCAUGUAUAUAGUCAUAGUCAAUCAUUUUGGUGUAUGCUUUUAUUUGUUCUUGGGUUGCAAGGCUUCUGGCAAGGGCAGCAUUUAUUGCCCAUUCCCGUUGUCCUUGAGGAAGGGUAGUGAACUGCCUUCUUGAACCACUGCAGUCCAAGUGAUGUAAGUACGCCCUAAGUGCUCAUUUGUCAUGUAAUGGUUUGCUAUGUGAUUUCAGAGGGUGAUUAAGACUUUAUCACAUUGCUGUGGACCUGGAGUCUUUUAGAGGUGACACCAAGUAACAAUGGCAGAGUUUCUCCCCUGAAGGAUAUUAGUGAACCAGGAGAGCUUUUCUGACAAUCUGGUUGUUUCAUGAUCAAUGUUAAUGAGACUGUCAAAUCUUUUUAAAUGAUUUAAUUGAAUUUAAAUUUGCAGCUACUGUGCUAUGGUUGAAACUCUUGGCUCUAUAUCAUUUGUCCACACAUCCAGGUGAUUAGACCUAGUACUAUUACCACUGUGCUAUCAUAUCCCAUAUUUAUAUUUUAUGUUCCCUUUUAAUUAAAGCUAUUAUCUUUCUUACCUGUCUGGUGGAAAUGUGGCUUAAUGCAGUCUGCAAGUUUAGCAAGGAGUUUUGUCGAAAGCAAUAAAUUUCACAAAGGUGCUCAGCAGGAUGCUGUGGAGAAUCAGGCUGAAUGAAUUUAUUAUUUUCUCAGCCUAAGCUUGGAAUUUUAUCAUUGACACAUCAUCUAAACUUUGGCAGCAGCAGAGACACAGCCGUCAUUUUGUAUGCUAACUGCACAAGUAAUAGACCAAGAACUUUGCUCUUUUGUUUUAAUUUAUUGAAGUGGAGCUAGUGACGUGACAUAGGAGUAAAGCAACAUUGGACAUUUGGGUUCAUCACUCCAGUGGAAGAAAAGGAUUUGUAGAGAGUGUUUCCUUGAUGGUAGAUGUGGAUUUAUCACAAGAAAGAAAUCCUAUUUCUUUUGGCAACCUGCAUCUAAAAUACCUGAAUCAUGUCAUAAUAUUGACACUGACCCUCUAUUUUUCUAAGGAUACUAUUGGUUAAAGCAUCAAGGUUGUGAGGCCCAGCUUCUCAGUUUGUUUACCAGCAUUCCAUGGAAGAGGCGCACUGAGAAACAGCAGUAAACAGGAGUGUAGGAUCAAACUGACCUGCACAAUGGACACACAUGGACAUGGUUAGUCACAAAAUCCCUGGGGCUUCUGCAGAAACUGUGUUACGUAUAAAAAUACAGCUUUACAGGGCAAUAGGAAGCACAGAGCAAAAGCAUAAGGUUUUAAUAAAAGCUAAGAGGACAGAAUGGCCUAUCAUGGUAAUUGUAUGAUCCUGUUUUCAUCGGGUAAUCAUUUGAGACUUGCAGAAAAUAUUUAAUGUUUAUUCUUGUGCUUUUGCAUCUUCUAAACAUGACCAGGGGCUGUCAAUUUUACUCGAAUGCAGUGUUUUUUUUUGUUUUUAAUAAAUUUACAAGACUAUUAAACUCCCUUUAGGAGCAAUUUGUACUACAAACAGUGUUAGAAUGACAUUGUGCCAGUGCUGUGACUUCAUGCUAUUGUGGUUCCCAGUCUUUUCAGUACCUCAUGUGCACGUGUUACAAGUGUAGAUAGGACAAAGGCCGCAGGACAAUAAAGGUGUAUACUUUAUUACAAACCCCAGCAACAUCUAAAGUUGCUGAAUCCCCUCAUUGCAGCAGAGUAAUGAGAUCGCAUCAAUUGUAUCUUGCAAUACUUUAUUCUGAUUUUGAUUUUAUUCCUUUAUUUGUGUGUGACAUGCAAUUUGUUCUAUGAGAAAUGAUUCAAAACUGAUCCAACAAGCCAGCAAACUUGACAGAAAAUGCAUAGUUACCAGAAUGAGUGAGGAGUUGAUCUUUCAAACAAAGGGAGGUACUAACCUGUAUUUUAUAUUCAUAUAUAAAUAUAUAUCAAUAGAUGUGAAAUAUUGCACAUUGAGAUUCUACUCAUGAGCCUGUGAGUUUACACAAGUAGCUACUUUUUCAGUGAUGUUUUUCUCUUUAUCAUAACAUUUUAGGUUGUUUUUAUCACAGACCUGUAUAUAUAGGUUUAUUUGCUAUUCCAAAGGCUGUUGUCCAACACCAGUAAUACUAACAGAUUGACCUGAUGAUUAACUUAUUGUUCCACUCUAAGCAACCCAAAGUUCUUGGUACCAUAUGCUCAGGAAGCCAUUACGAAAUCCCUGUUUUCCAAUGUUCUUGCAGUUUGCAAUGAAUGGAGAUGUAUCCGGGAGAUGGGUUUCUUUUUGCUGAAUUGUACUUAGCUUCUUGUUAGAGUUGUCAGUUCUAGUCAGCCAUAUUCCUGGAAGCUUUAUCGCAGCACCACCUGCCAAUUGCCCCACUAUGGCAUUCCUGCCAUUGGUCAACAGGCAGGCCCACAGCCACAGCAUCUUUCCUUGCCACAGCCAAUUGGGAAGCAAAAAGACUCUUCAUGACCUGAAUGGAUGAUUCUUGACUGUCAGCCAAAUGGCCUUCCUUUCACUCUAUCUUCAAUAUUCUUGUAAUGAGCCAAAUGUACAAAAAAAUUAUUUUAUUGGCCAUCCAGUUUUUCUCCUGAGUACUGUUCACAGCCAUGUCAUAGAGAUUAAUUUUCAAUUCCUGGAGUAUACAGAAUAAUCCAGAGGCCUGGCAACACCUGUCAUUGCCUUGUGCUCUCCACAUGUGUUUAUUUCUUCAUUCAGGAAGCCCUACAAUCUAAAGAAUAGAAAAAGACAUUUUAAAAGGUUGAAAUUAAAUUGUAUAAGGUGCUCUACCUUGUCUGAGAGUUGAGAUAGGGAAAAUUCACCAGUCCGUUUGUAAUCAUCGGGUAAUUUAACAUUUAUUUUAAUGGUAGUUCAUUCCCAUGUUUUGCCCCGAAUACUCAGAAACAUAUGGACACCAUUACACGGGAAAGGGUUGAUGGAGUCAGUUAAUGGUUUUCCUCUGUGAGCAUUUCCAUCUCACCAUCUUCUUUACAGAAGCCUUUUUGCUUCACUAAAACAUAUUGGAUUUUCAGAUGACCUUUAUUUCCAUUCUUUCAUGAGAUGUAGGUAUCACUAACCAGGCCAGCAUUUAAUGCCAAUCUCUAAUUGCCCUUGAGAAAGUAGUAGUGAGCUGCUUUCUUGAACCACUAAUCUAUAUGCAGUAGGUAGUCCCACAAUGCUGUUAAUGAGGGGAUUCCAGGAUUUUAACCCAGGAACUGUGCUAUAAUUCCUAGUAAGGAUGGUAUUGCCACGCAGUCACUGUUUUUGUCCUUCAUCUCCUUGAAGAAAGCAGACAGCUAAAAUAUUAUUAUAUGGAAUCCUAAGCAGGAUGCAUAAGCAGUGUCUCUUCACACAAUAAUUUUUGCCAUAGCAGAAGCACUUAGAAUUGUGUCUUUUGAUUGAUUUUUAUUAUACCUCUAUGAAAAGUUUUCUCCAUUCAAACUAAGUGCACAUCAUGAAAGAUAUUGAGCUUGGUUCUGCAAAUCACUCAAUUGCUAUCUUUGGGGAGAUGAUCAAACAGGGGUGUCUUUACAGUAAAGAACACUGUAAUCCUGGAAUUAGUUACAAGAGUAAUAACCCAUCACUUCAGAUAGUGCAACAUAUGAUAGAAUCUGUGGGAAUGCUGACCUGUUCCAACUUAAUUAAGAUGACAGAAAGGGAAGGGAAUCUCAAAUGAUUCCGUUAGGAUUUCUUGGCUCUUAAAGGCUAAAAUGUGCACAGAAAGGUCACUACUUCUCAAUAGUAAACGCUGUUUUUCCCUAAACAUUACUAGUGCAUAUUCUUAUCAUUAUUAGUUGAAAAAUAACCUGCAUGAUGUCUGUAAGGCUGUAAAGCACAGAUGCUGUAGUUUUCUUCACCAAGUUGAUAAUGUUUGCCUCCCUGUCAGUGUGCGAACAUGGAACAUUCCGGUGAGGUUUCCAGUUGUCAUGACCUGAUUAUUUUGUACUGUGUCUGCACUACAUAACUUGUGCCACUUUAAGAUAUAGAGCAGAAGAAAGAGGAAAUAAUGUGGGUCAUUUUCAACUUAUUUUGACAUUCUGUUGAUUUCAGCAGAGAGAUAUUUCCAUUUCAAGUCAUUUUUAAGUCUGUAGCAUGGAAGGCCACUAAACCCAGUUACUUGCUCCAAACAAUUUUCCUCCCUACCCUCACCAUCUACCUUAGUGUUUUAGUCCUCCCACCUUCAUCUACUUACCUAUUUUCCCAUCAAUACAUCUGUGCUCUUUGCAUCAACAUUUUAAAGUUUAUUUCUAUUUCCAAAUUUGUGAAUUGAGUUUAAAUUUGACUAGCUGCUACAGUGCAGUUUGAACAUAUGUCCCCAGAGUAUUAACCUCCAGAUUGCUAGUCUUGAGACAUGACUACUACACCACUGUAAUCCCACAGAGCUAACUUGUAUUAGCAAGUUGCAUACUCUGGGUAACAACAUUCUGCCAAUUAUUUGAAUGUCCAGCCUCCAGUUUUGCAAUGGAAACAUUUUGUCAUCUUUAAAUCUCCAUGCAAUGUGCACACUCGGGGAUUCUGCAUAUUACUAUGAUGUGGAGAUGCCAGCGUUAGAUUUGAUUACAGUGUAGAAACAGGCCCUUCGGCCCAACAAGUCCUCACUGACCCGCCGAAGCGCAACCCACCCAGACCUAUUCCAGACCUAACACUACGGACAAUUUUGCAUGGCCAAUUCACCUAACCUGCACAUUUUUGGAGUGUGGGAGGAAACCAGAGCACCCUUAGGAAACUCACGCAGACACAGGGAGAAUGUGCAAACUCCUUACAGAGAGUCACCUGAGGCGGGAAUUGAACCCGGGUCUCGGGCGCUGUGAGGCUGCAGUGCUAGCCACCGUGCCGCCCAGUUGGACUGGGGUGGACAAGGUCAAAAAUCAAACAGCACCGGGUUAUAGUCCAAUAGGUUUAUUUGAAAUUGCAAUCUUUCAGAGUUCAGCUCCUUCUUCAGGUGUGGUAUAAAGUCUGGUACCAUGCUGGAGGGAGAAGGUGAGGUCUAACAGCUUGCAAUUUCUAAUAAAUCUGAUGGCAUAUUACCGUGGAUGCAGGAUAGUGGGCACUUUUAAUUUGAAAGUCUUGCUUUCUUCCAAAAUCUUGCCCAUCUUUGAAGAAGAUCAGGCUUUCAGCUUGCACAGUGCUGACGUUCUUGGUUCAGGUUUAAGGAAAUUGAUCAACAAGGAACAGAUCAAUCCUGGUUCUACAUGAGUUCCUCCAGGUCCACCAGUGCUAGCUGAUGCUAAGUUGGAAUUGAUGACUUGCCUUGUUUCUGAACCAUGUUUCUGCUUUACAGAUUUACUUCAUAUUUACAGCACAGAAACUUGGCUUGUGUGCCCCAUAUCAGCCUAACCUCAUCUAAACCCAGCAGCAUAUUCUUUUCUGACUGAAUAUUCCUCUAUCCUCUAAUUCUCUGAAAGCCAGCGGAUAUUGCACAGUUGGUGCAAACACUAUUACCCUGAAUAAAAAUUGUGUUGCUGUUGUGUGAAAUAGGGUCCAGACCAUGUGAUAUGGGUAAACUAUGCACGUUAAAAUGAGGACAAAGCCAGUGCAGAAUGUGUGAUAUAAAAUAGGUAAUAUAUGAUAAUGUGGAUACAAGUUAAUGUAGUUGAUGUAAUAGUGCAAGAGGUGAUAUGAAUUGGACACAUUAAAAAAAGUAAGAUGCAUAGAGUAGGACAUGUAAUAACAUAACAUUACAGUAUAUAGAUCCACACAUUAUUGAAAAUGCCAUAAGGUUUGGGUCCAUGUGAAGCAAACAGUGUGUCAUGAAAAGUAAAUGCAUUACAAGUUUGUGGUUUAUUCGGUAACAUCAAUUAUGUUGCAGGGUGCAUCAAAGUGUCAUAAAAUGGAAAGUUUACCUGAUAGUGUAGGAUAUAUGUGACAGUGUAGGGCACAUGUGAUAGUAUAGAGUAUAGUUGAUGAAGCAGGGUGUGUUAUCAGAUGUGGUACUGACCAUUGAAACAGAAUCAGUCUUCAGUCAGUCAGCCAGUCAGGUAAAGGAUGCUGGUUAGUCAUAGUUGCCCAAAGGUUCAGAACAGAGUCAUUAAUAUAACUGGUGCAACAGAAUAGUGUGGGUGGUUCUGAUUUUUUUCGUUGUUGGUAACGCCAAAGUAUUGAACCUUUAUUUUCUUGAUCUGAUGUUCUGAACUUUUAUUAUGUAGUUAUCCAAACAAUGCCUAAACUUUAUGGAAUUAUAAAUAUAUUUUAAAGUGAAUAUUGGCUCAGUAUUUUUGUAAGAAGAGCUCCAAUGGAGUAUGUAUAUCACUAUGCAGGACUAAGUUGCAAUAAAACCUGGCUUUGCUUAA
Molecule: messenger RNA, 9702 nt
Organism: Hemiscyllium ocellatum (epaulette shark)
Lineage: Eukaryota; Metazoa; Chordata; Chondrichthyes; Orectolobiformes; Hemiscylliidae
Product: A-kinase anchor protein 2
Exons: 4
Coding region: 281-3103 (940 amino acids)
Source: RefSeq, a predicted model, not a curated record